CAGUCGAAGCCAAAGUAGUUGUUCUAUUUGUGAUCUCAAAACUCGAACUUUGCGUUGGUUACGUACUCCAACAAGUGUGUUUAAGCUUCUGGGGUUCUUGGGCCGAAGGGGAACUAGCAGAUCUCAGUCACAUGAAGGGUUCUUUUACUCUGGUGGAUGUGCUUCUGGUACUCGCCUUGUUGAAUGAAGCUACAUUGACUGUCAAGGGCAGGCCACAUUGCAAACAGACAAAUUCAGGAGUUUUUCGACCUCACAGUGUCUCAAUCAGCGAGUUUGGUGCAGUAGCUGGCCGGUGGUUAACAGGAAGCUUCGUUCUCAUCAGUCAUCUAACUUUGCGCUUAGAUAAGGAUGCUACAAUUCUUGGAUCCACGAACUCUGAUGAUUGGCCACUUACUGAUCCCCUACCGUCAUAUGGCCGAGGUAGGGAGUUACCUGGUGGAAGGCAUCGAAGCCUCCUUUAUGGAAACAAUUUGACUGAUGUUGUUAUAACAGGUGAUAAUGGAACUAUUGAUGGUCAGGGCACAGUCUGGUGGAAUUGGUUCCGAAAUGAGACCUUGGAUUAUACCAGGCCUCAUUUGGUUGAGUUGAUGAACUCAAAUGGUGUCUUCAUCUCAAACCUGACCUUCCUUAAUUCACCUUUCUGGAAUAUCCACCCAGUGUACUGCAGGUCUAAUGUGUUACGACCCCAAAUAUCUUCAAGAGAUUACCUGGUAAAUGGGGCUCAGUUCAACUCUUCCAAUGACGUUUGCAUUGAAGACUGUUACAUAAGCACUGGCGAUGAUCUGAUUGCCAUCAAAAGUGGGUGGGAUGAAUAUGGUAUUUCCUUUGCUCGUCCCAGUACUAAUAUUAUUAUUCACCGGCUUGUUGGAGAGACUCGGUCAAGCUCAGGCAUUGCAAUUGGAAGUGAGAUGUCUGGAGGUGUAUCGGAAGUUCAUGCUGAAGACCUCCAAUUCUUCAAUUCAAAUGCAGGUAUUACAAUAAAGACGUCUCCUGGGCGGGGUGGUUAUGUGAAAAAUAUCUUCAUAUCAGAUGUGACUCUAAUGGAUGUUAAUGUUGCUAUAAGGGUUAUUGGCCAGUAUGGAGAGCAUCCGGAUGAGUUUUAUGACCCUAAUGCUCUUCCCCUAAUAGAGAUGAUUACCAUUCAAGAUGUUACAGGAGAGAAUGUUAAAGUUGCAGGCCUCAUGGAGGGUAUAAAAGAGGAUGAUUUCCAUAACAUUUGCCUAUUUAAUCUCUCUCUCAGUGUAAGUUCAGGUUCCCCAUGGAACUGUUCUUAUAUCCAAGGAUAUUCAGACUUGGUUUCCCCAGAGACUUGUCAGCCUCUCAAAGAGAGAAUCUUUCCUGAGCAUUCCUCGGAUUGUUACCAUUUGUCAGACCACCUGCGGAGGAUGAGUAGUCGAAAUGGAGGUGAUCAGUUUCUCUCAUGGUAA
Ilex paraguariensis (yerba mate) is the source of this 1427-nucleotide messenger RNA. NCBI's taxonomy places the organism in Eukaryota, Viridiplantae, Streptophyta, Magnoliopsida, Aquifoliales, Aquifoliaceae. The record is from the annotation of a GenBank genome assembly.